CGUACCUCCUUGUUCCAUGUCUGUUUGGGGUAGGUCGGGCGUCGGGUUCAUUCUUUUUACUUUGUUUUUGUUUAGUUAGGGAGUCUCAACGGUUUAUGAGAUUAACUAACCAUGAUAUGGUCAAUUAUUGUGCUCUUUAAAGUGUGUUCACAUUAUUCCUUAUAAAUGGCAUGCGUACUGUGAUAUAUCGAAGAGAAUGAUAACGAGAAACCAGCUAAAACAAAGGAACCCUUUGGUAUUCUUGGACAUUUUAAUCGAUGGCGAGAAAGCUGGUCGGAUAGUUAUAGAACUGAGGCGUGAUGUUGUGCCUAAGACAGCAGAGAAUUUCCGGGCUCUCUGCACGGGUGAGAAAGGUGUCGGUGUCUUCGGUAAACCUUUGCAUUUUAAAGGAGUUCGAUUUCACAAAGCGAUUUCUCAGUUCAUGGUUCAAGGUGGAGACAUAAUUAAUGGUGAUGGGACCAGCGGCGAGAGCAUAUAUGGUUUGACAUUUGAAGAUGAAAAUUUUACGCUUCCGCAUGAAGCGGGCGUGCUUAGUAUGGCCAAUUCGGGCCCCAAUACUAACGGAUCACAGUUCUGCAUGACGACCGUCCCAUGUCCACAACUGGAUGAAACCAAUGUGGUGUUCGGAAGAGUUCUAGCUGGACUUGGAAUAGUUGCUGAGAUACAACAAAUGGCUGAUGACGGUCGACUGAGGGUGGAAUGUGUAAUAGAGGAUUGUGGGGAAAUUCAGGAUACCGAAAAUUGGGAUGUGUGCUGCAUGGACGGCACUGCGGACCAUCUACCAGAGUAUCCGGAAGAUCUGCAGACUGACCUUACGAAGGACGAGCUGAUGCUGAGCAUCCGCGCGGUGAAGGAGAGCGGCAACGCGCUGUUCGCGGCGCGCCGCGUGCGCGGGGCCGCGCGCAAGUACCACAAGUGUCUGCGCUACGUCGCGCGCGCCUCCGAGCGACACGCCGAGCAUUAUGAAGAAGUAAAAACGUACACCAUACAGUGCAAUCUAAACCUCGCCGCUUGCUACUCAAAACUGGAGGACUAUCGAGCCUGUAUCAAUAGUUGUUCUGAGGUGCUGCAUAUUGACCCUGGUAACGAAAAAGCAUUGUACCGCCGAGGUCAAGCGAACUACGCCCUUAAGAACUAUGAGUCCGCUCUAGCUGACCUCAAGCAUGCAGACAAAAUUUCACCCAAGAACAGAGCGGUCCAGAAGCUUCUAGACGAAGUCAGAAUUACGAACAAGUCGUACAACGACAUCCAAAAACAACGUCUGUCAAAAUUUUUUCGUGACCAAAAAGAGAAAAGCGCAGCAAUCGGACACCACUGAGAUACGUCUGAAAGUUAUGAUAUACAAAGUUUUUUGAUACAUUUUCAAUGUUGAUUCGUGUCGAGUGAUCGUAUACGUAACAAAGAUACAUAGCCCUUCUUGACACACUAGUUUUAAAACGUAUUCCGAAAUUGAAUAGUAUGUCAGUACAAUGAAAUCUAACUCAUAUUUUGUACAGAUUAAAAUAAUACAAAAGGAAAACAAAACGGUUUCUAAAACUUUUUAUUACUAUUAAAAAUUAUAAUUACGCACUGCCAUAUUGUAAAAAUAUAUAGUUUUUUUUACGUUGCUAUAUUAUGGCAAUUGUUGAGUUUUAUUUUUCAUAUUUUUAUUCUUCUUUAUUUAGCGCGAAAUUGUUUUAGGCAAAUAUUUAAACGUCAAUUUUAUUGAUAUAUUUAGAUUCGUUUAGGUUAAUUUUUGAUCUUACGUAUACGACAAUAAGGUUGAAUUUCGUGUAAUUGGCUUGUUAGGAUAAAAUUAGGUUUUAUGUAACAAAAUAAAAUGGUGCUUAGUUAUUAGCAGACUUCAAAAGAAAGGAGGUUAUCCUUAUCGAUUCGGCUGUAAUUUAUAUUACGUUGCUGCAGUUCUGUUAGUGUGUGUGACGGAAACGUCAGAAGUGACGUCAGCGUUCUAUAUAGCGAUCACAAUAUUUGAAUUAAUGACAAAAUACUGUAUAUCUCUAUUGAGGUUUGGUUUACUUUAAAAUAUAGUUUGGUACGUAUUUUUAAUAAUUUAUAGAAUGAAAAUUUUAAAUUUCGAACGAAUCUGAUCUUUAAUUAAGUAAAAAAUUAUAGUUUAUAAUUUUUUAUAUAGUUGUUCAUAAAUUAGGUUUAUUUUUGCAAUAUUUCAUGAACGUAUGAGUAAUUGAUCUCUGUCAUUAAUUUGUAUUACUUAAUUAAUAAUAAUAAUAAUAAUAAUUACUAUUUUUAUAUUGUGAAUUGUUUUUUUAUCCGUUUUUAUAUUAUUAACUAAACUUUCGAGGUUUUAGCGGUUAAUAACAUUAUAGGGGCUGUUUUAAAAGGUAGUCUGUCAAUUAAAAUAAACUUAUUAUCGAAUUCUAAAUUUAAUUGGAUUUAAAUUAUUUACAUAAGUAAAAUUUAAAUCUUUGGCGUUGACACAAUUGAACUGCUACUUUAGGAAUACAUAAAAUAUUACACAAUAAAUGGCUUCUAAAGUCUUAAAACAGUAUCCUUAUAUGUGUAGUUAGUUAUUGGUGUUGAUUCUUUUUUACGCAAUCUCUUAAUAUGGCAACACAAUAAGUAUUGCUAACUCUUUCUCACACGUGGAAUUAGUAUUUAUGGAUUAAAGGAUAGCGAGUCCUGUCGAUUGUGAUUAGAAUUUGCGUACAACUGAAUCGGGAUUAAUGUAUGUUUUUGCUUAAGUGGAUUUUUGUCUAUUAGUAACAAUUACAAAGAACGAAUACUAAAUGUAAAGAAUUUUUGUUUAAUUUAAGAUUGUAACGAUGAACAGGAUCAACAAUUUGACAAUUAUUUGCUAUAAAACGAUAAAUAUAAAAUGAGAUUUGAUUUUAUUACAUAAGUAAUUAUAAAACGUAUAAUUUGAAUCUGUGUAAGUUUUAUAAUUAUGUGUAAAAGUAUAUGUUUAUGAUUUUUCAUAAAAGACAUUUUAAUAACAAAUUAUAUGUGAUUAUAUUAAUAUUUUCGAAUUUGAUGAAUUACGGCUUUUGUCGUAAACGUUGUUGUUUAGCGAGUGUUAAACACUUUAUUUUUCUCAUCAUUAUUUUGAGAGAGUAAGAUAGCAUUAUUUUUCUAAGCUCCUCUGUCGAUAAAUGUAAUUUACGAGUAGAUUGUUGCCUCUGAGUACUAGAUGGCGCUUUGUCAAAACUUUGAUAUUUGUACAUCGCGAUGGCAAGAUUCGCUAUUGAUUUCACAUAGUGCAUUAAGAAGAUUUUUAAUUAUUGUAUAUGUAUUAAGUAUGUAUUAUAAAAAAAUUAAUAAUAUUGUCCUCUAGUAUUGUGCGGUAACAAUGAACUCGUAAAUAAAAUGUACAACUCCUAAACAAUUUAAAGGUAAAGUUUUACUUCACAGUUUGUUAAGACAUUGACUGUUUAGAGUUUUAUAAGCAUUAAUAGAUGUUCAUAUGAAUUACUAAAUUUAAGUUUGUUGUAGUGUAUUUUUUUUUUAGUUGUAAGUUUUCUGUAAAGUGCCGACAGUCGCUAAAUGAACCAAAUUCUAUUAUAAAAUUACUUUGCGAAUUUUUAGGAGCUUCGAAUGCUUCCAUUUAUAUUCAUAUAUGUAUAUUAUGAAUUUUGAUACUUGACACAGAUUAUAUCUGUAAAAAAAAGAAAAUAAUGAGACAAUAGAUUUUUAGUAUGAUUUUGUAAAGGAUGAAAGAUAUUUGUAACAAUAGGCAUUAAAUUAUUUAACGCUGAAUAAUUCCAGUAAAUUAAAUUAAAUCUACAUCUACUGAUGAUUCAUAAUUAGAAAUACAUUGAAGUAAUAAUUUAUUUGAACUAAUUUUAAAAAUGUUAAGAGUAAGGUGAAAAGAAAAUGGAUUUGAGAAAUUGAUUGUAACUUGUUUGUUGCCACCUGAAGCCUGAAAGAUUCGAAGACAAUUGAAGGAAUUAGCGAUGUGAUAUGACCGCAUUUGUGCCAUAGCGGAACAAUUACAAACCUAAUUCGUAUACGCAAUGUGUGUCCGUAGCUUUACAGAGAUUGCGUCAAGGUCGCUUCGCUUGAUCCCUCAGAUGUGUCCGAUCCUUAAAUGGGCAAUGUUCAUUUUUGUAGAUUGAAAAAGAAUAGUUAAAUAUGUGACUAGUGAAUUGUGAAAUGUUUAAAUUGAAUUUUACUAUUCAAUAAUAAUAAUAAUAAUAAAUGAUAGUACAGUGACGAUUUGAUCAAACGAACAUCGUAAGGUACCAAAUGAAAAAGUGCCAUGAAAUGUUACAUAAGCCUUAUAUUAUUCAUUGUACUAUUUUUUAUUAUCGCUUUUAUAUUAUAAGGAUAUAGCUUUAAUGUGGUUCGUCUGUUGGUGAACGUGAUACAAGUUUAAUACAUAAGCAUAAUACAUUUUGAUAUUCAUAAUGUAGGUUCGGUUGAGAUAACGGACGGUAAUUUAGUUAGCAAAGACUGUUUUCAGCAUGAUAUUGAUUCCACUGAUUAAGUUACUUUUGUAUCAUAUAUCUAUUAUAUGGGAUUUUUGAAGAGAUA
Molecule: messenger RNA, 4488 nt
Organism: Vanessa atalanta (red admiral)
Lineage: Eukaryota; Metazoa; Arthropoda; Insecta; Lepidoptera; Nymphalidae
Gene: Cyp40
Product: peptidyl-prolyl cis-trans isomerase D
Exons: 8
Coding region: 197-1318 (373 amino acids)
Biological process (GO): protein peptidyl-prolyl isomerization
Cellular component (GO): intracellular membrane-bounded organelle
Molecular function (GO): protein binding; peptidyl-prolyl cis-trans isomerase activity
Source: RefSeq, a predicted model, not a curated record